CCCCAUCGUCAUCUUCCCCCAAACCAACCAAUACUCUAAAAUAGCCGUAGUCGCCGCUUAUAUCCCCGGACUACCACCAACUUCCUCCACCACCUAUCUGGGUAUGGUGCCCUUCUUAACAAUGUUUUGCCACUUCUCAUCUCCUUUACUCAUCCCACAUUAGCAUUAAAAAAAAAAAUCACCAAUCUUUUUCUUCUAUUUCUUAGAGACUAUUUUCCUCCGCCGUCUUGCUAACAUGCACCUCCUCAAUCAAAUUCUCUUCAAUCACUGCUAGUUUUUGACCCUUGGUCCAAAUCCCCUAGCCCAUAUCCUGCUUUUGAUUGAAGUUUUGUUUUUUGCUCAAAGAUAAGAACUUUUUGGUCUGCAACUUCUCUAUCGCCUUGCUAAGGUACGUGGCCACCACAUGCACAACAGAUCUAUUGAUCAGCGACGUCCGAUUAGCUAACUGACGGUUUUUCUUGGGUGAUGGUCCUCAAAGAAUGAAAGUGAUUUCCAACCAUUUUUCAGCUUCAACCUCCACUGCGGAUUUCUCUCUUACAAAAGAUAAAAACAACUCUCGUCAAUUUCUAUCUUCCAGUUCCAGUUCCUUAAGUACUGUACAAUUUAUCCCACCAAACAAGCUAUAAUGGCCAAUCGUGAUGUUGAAGAUCCGCUGCUAGCAGAACCUGUGGAUUCUUCACGCCAAUCUAAUGGAAACAAUUCUUUGAAGAGAAGAAAGUAUCGUCGUUCUAGGAGUAUCCCGACUGAGGAUGUCUGUGCAGGGCAAACCAGUGUUGAAUCACUUCAACACCCAGAGUCGAUUUUUGGAAAUAAGAUCCAUUUCAAGCAAGUACUUGCGUUACUGAGCGCAUAUUUAGGUGUAGGGGUCUUCUGUUUCUUCCUUGUUCGAGAUCAGAUCAAGGGGCAGAAGACGAAUGUAAUUCUUGAUGCCGUUUAUUUCUGUGUCGUUACAAUGACAACCGUUGGAUAUGGGGACCUUGUUCCUGAUAGCAUCUUGUCAAAACUCCUUGCUUGCAUCUUUGUGUUUAUGGGAAUGGCACUUGUUGGAUUUCUACUAAGCAAAGCAGCAGAUUACAUAGUCGAAAAGCAGGAAACUCUUUUGGUUAAGGCCAUUCAUAUGCGCGAAAAAUAUAGUGCCAAUGACAUUCUCAAGGAAGUUGAAACCAACAAAGUCGAGUACAAAUUUCUUACGGCCCUCAUUUUUAUUAUAAUCCUCAUCGUCAUUGGAUCAUUAUUCUUAUACGGAGUAGAGGGAUUGAAUCUUUUCGAUGCCUUCUAUUGUGUUUGUGCUACUAUCACGACGCUCGGGUAUGGGGAUAAGAGCUUCUCAACUUAUGCAGGGCGUAUAUUUGCUUCUUUUUGGAUACUUAUAAGCACCAUUUGUUUGGCUCAGUUCUUUUACUGUCUAGCGGAAUUAUAUACUGAGAGACGACGAAGAUCACUGGUUAAAUGGGUACUUACAAGGAAGUUAACAAUCUCAGAUCUUGAGGCAGCAGAUCUCGAUAAUGAUAAAGUUGUUAGUGCUGCAGAGUUUGUUGUGUUUAAACUCAAAGAGCUGGGGAAGAUAAGCGAGGAAGAUAUCGAUAUGGUGAUGGAGGGAUUUAAAUCUCUAGACGUUGAUCAAUCAGGAACACUUACGAAAGCUGAUUUGGUUAACCCCGAAUCACCGAAUUCUUAGUGAUGGUAUGGCUCCUAUGUUUUACCCCUAAUUUCUACCUCGUAAAGUAAACCAAAUGUUUCUAUUUAGUUCUAUGUAUACAUUUGAAUCACUACGGAAAGAAAUGAAUCAUCUAAAAGGUAUGUCGGAA
Olea europaea var. sylvestris is the source of this 1808-nucleotide messenger RNA. Its product is annotated as two-pore potassium channel 1-like. Gene Ontology annotation, molecular function: potassium ion leak channel activity. Bases 626 to 1678 code for a protein of 350 amino acids. Gene Ontology annotation, cellular component: plant-type vacuole membrane. Gene Ontology annotation, biological process: potassium ion transmembrane transport; stabilization of membrane potential. Lineage: Eukaryota; Viridiplantae; Streptophyta; Magnoliopsida; Lamiales; Oleaceae. The transcript is spliced from 4 exons. The record is from RefSeq and is a predicted model, not a curated record.